UGAUGCGAUGGAGAAGGCGAAAAAUAAGAGCAUGAACCAUUUUAACUAUAGAGACCGUAAUUACAGGCCAAUUUUUGAUAUUGUGGAUAGAAGAUGGGGCAGCCAAAUGUCAUCCCCAUUGUAUUCGACUGCUUACAUCCUUAACUCAACCCGUUUAUUCACUUCUGCUGAUCCAACAGAAGCACUAACUAUGCAUAUGGUUGGAUUUAUUGAUGUCUUGGAAAGAAUGAUUCCAGAUAGAGGAGAACUGGACAAGAUCUCAACUUUGCUGGACUUCUACACAAAAAGUGAAGGGAUAUUCUCAAGGGAUAUCGUAAUAAGACAUCGGACAAUGAAAUUACCCACUAACUGGUGGGCUACCUAUGAAGUGGACCCGAAAAGGAAGGAUCCAGCUCUAAAGAAGCUGGCUAUGAAGAUUCUUGGACUCACGUGUUCUGCCAGUGGUUGCGAGCGCAAUUGGAGCACGUUCGAGGCAAUAAGUUUAGAAUAAAAGGAAUCGCCUUGAGCAAAAAAAGCUCAACGACUUGGUUUUCGUUCAAUACAAUCAAAAAUUGGGAGAAAGAUUCCAAAGUAGGAAAGAAAAGCCCAGUUUCUUUGACCCUAUCUGCUUAGACGAGUUAGAUGCAGAUAACGAGUGGCUCGUAGAGACGGAGGACUCGGUAUUUGCUGGAGAGGAGCUGACAUGGGCACAAGUUGAAGAUGCCGCAUAUGGAUCGACACCUGGUGAAGGUAGUAGUACCACUCGAAGGCGAAAGACGGGGGGGAGCCGGGGGGCGAGUAGUAGCCGUCAACCCGUUAAUGAGAUUGAGGAGAUUGACGAAGGAGAAGGCGAUAAUGAUGAUUAAGCUGAAGAUCAUCCACCAUUGGAUGCUGAUGAAGUAUUAGUACGUACAGAUGAUGAAGAAAAGGAAGAAGAAGAAGUGUAUGUGGAAGAAGGAGAUGACUCGAAUGAUAAUGAUGAUGGUGGUGGUGGUGGUGGUGGACCUGGUGGUGAUGUGCCACAAUGGAUGCUAGAUCAAUGUAUAUGAUUAAUGAUUAUUGAUUAGAUAAAUAAAAUAAUAAAUACAUAACUUCUUAAUUUUGUUU
Molecule: messenger RNA, 1086 nt
Organism: Magnolia sinica
Lineage: Eukaryota; Viridiplantae; Streptophyta; Magnoliopsida; Magnoliales; Magnoliaceae
Exons: 3
Coding region: 8-490 (160 amino acids)
Source: RefSeq, a predicted model, not a curated record